Molecule: messenger RNA, 2307 nt
Organism: Botrytis byssoidea
Lineage: Eukaryota; Fungi; Ascomycota; Leotiomycetes; Helotiales; Sclerotiniaceae
Exons: 3
Coding region: 284-1636 (450 amino acids)
Biological process (GO): rRNA processing; negative regulation of transcription by RNA polymerase II
Cellular component (GO): nucleolus
Molecular function (GO): DNA binding
Source: RefSeq, a predicted model, not a curated record
CUACCUACCUACCUACCUACCUACGCAACAUUACCAUCUCAAUCUCAAGUUCCUUUUCUCAAAUCCUCCAAAAUCUAGCUACUUCCUUCCCACCCCCGCGAUACUAGGUCAAACUCGCAAACUUAUCUAUUCUUCGCCAAAAGGAAAAAAAAAGGAAAAAAAAAAAAAAGGAAAAACUCUUAUCAAUCUUCUACCUCAUAAAUUUCUUCUAUAAAUACUUCAAAUCUCAAACAAUCCAAGAAACUCCUGCAGGGAAAGAAAAGGAAAACUUACAUAUAUCAUCAUGGUAUCAUUCAGCUGUGAGAAUUGCGGAGACGUCCUUACGAAGAAGAAACUUGACCCCCAUCGAAAUCAAUGUCGCGGGGCAUCAUAUACUUGUCUGGAUUGCAUGGUACAUUUUCAGGGCCUAGAAUAUCGCUCGCAUACGAGCUGUAUGAGCGAGGCGCAAAAAUACCAAGGUGCGCUAUACAGAGGAGAGGGUAAAGGGAAGAAAGGAAAGCAACAAAACAAUCAAAAGAAUAGUUCGCAUAAUAAUUCUCAAUCCGCACCCGCCCACAACGCAUACGUCGAAGAUGCGCAAGAUGAGUACGACAAUUCGCAACAAGCUACAGCCCCGGUCCCCGAAGCUGCCCCUUCAACGCCAGCACCCGUCAAUGUAUUUGAUUUCCUCGUGGAUCCAACACCCAAUGCGUCGCGACUAGAUCUCCCCGCAGCGGAUGAGGUCAUGAACGAUUCUGAGCAUGAGCAACAAGUUCGUGAUGAGUCCAUGAGCGAUAAUGCAGAUAGUUCUGAAGUAGAGGAGAAACCUUCCACGGAUCUCGUACGAGUAAACGCAGCAGAUACUCCAAGUCUUACCAAUCUCGUCGAAUGGGGAUCAGGACCAGUACCAACCAACGGACCUUUCGAAACACCAGCACCAAAAGCAAUUGAGUGGAAACCAAGCAAGGAACAUGAGGGGAAAUCGAAAAAGGAUAAGAAAGACGAGAAGAAGAAAGAUAAGAAGCGCAAACGUUUACAUGUUGAUACAUCGUCCCGCGAAGGCGAUGUCCAAAUGAAUGAUGCGCCACCCGUUCUACAUUCAGGAUUGACCGCGGAAAUUGGCAAGCUUCAAACUCGCCCUUCAGUCUUCCCGCCAUCGCCAGAUUAUUCUGGUGCCGAUGCUGAGAAGGAAUCGCCUAGCGCAAGACCCAAGAAGACCAAGGAAUCCAAACGCGCCAGUCGUGCUCGCACUCGCAAUGACACAUUUGGUAGCAAUUUGAUGUCAUUGAUCACCACUCGCCAACCUUCCCGCGAGCACUCGGAAGACCGACCCAAGAAACGUAAGCACAAGCAUCGCACUAAGUCCUCUGAAAGACCUAAGAUGCUCGAAUACAAACCAAUGAACGGCGCUGGUGAUUCUUCCCCUGGCGAAAACCAAAUGAUCGUCUAUAAACCCCGCGCAGAACUUCUCAUGAGCAUGGUGAACAAGGGUCCCAAUAGCGAGAAGGGUGUUUCGAUGAAUAAGGCAUUGAAGAGAUAUCAUCGCGAGAGAACGGCAGCAGGAUUAGCGCUGGAAAAGGGAGAUGAAGAGAAGGAGCUUUGGAGGAGUUUGAGAAUGAAGAAGAAUGACAGAGGAGAGAUCGUCUUAUUUAUGUGAACAUGUAUCACAUUAAAAUGGGGGCGCUAACAGAUGGGGCGGGGUGCGCGACGGAGAUUGGGCAGAAUGGAGAGGAGGAGCAUUGUGAUACCAUAUUUCCUUCUUUCUUCUGAGAUGUAUGUUUGGGAUUGCAAAUUUUGUUGUUGCUUUUUUGUUCUGUACUUGCACUUGUACUUUUCUCAUGCGUUUUUCAUUCUUCUUCUCGUUCUUGUCUUUGUUCUUGUUCUUCUUGUUCAUACAUCUCUCGUGUUUACGUUUUCUGCUGCUGGAUUUAUGCUUAUGCUUAUGCUGUUAAUCAUGUAUAUGAGGGCAUUGCGUGCGGGUUUGACUUCUAGGUUGGAUCGGAAUAGGAAUGGAUGGAUGGGCAUAAAUAAGUGUACGAGAUUUGUGGAAUGGAAUGGGAUGGGCUUGAAAGGACUGGGCUAAACAGGGCUAACUGCAUGGGAUUGAAUUGAUGUUUGUUUGCAUGUGCUUCCAGGUACAUAUUUCUAGCUGGUUGGAUCCACGAUAUCACAUUAAUGGCUGUGGUAUGCGGAUUUGAUGUGUGCGAUGAGUAAGAAGGCGGAUGUAGUAAUGUGAGAGGAUAUUAGUGGGUUCAAUCAACCAAGCAAUCAAUCAAUCAAUCAAUCAAUCAACCAAUCAAACCUAGACAAUACACCUCUUCCUUUUGU